AUGAAAAUAUGCAUGGCGUCAGACUUCUUCUACCCAAACAUGGGCGGGGUUGAAGAGCAUAUCUUCAACCUGUCCCAGUGUUUGCUGGCUCGCGGUCACAAGGUAAUCGUCGUUACGCAUUCGUACGGCGAUCGAAAGGGCAUCCGCUACAUGACGAAUGGGUUGAAGGUAUACUACAUUCCGAUCCGGGUGUUCUACAACCAAGUUGUGCUUCCCACGAUGAUCUGCAACAUUCCGGUGCUGCGACACAUUUUGCUACGGGAGCAAAUCGAGAUCGUACACGGACAUUCGGCCUUUAGCACGCUAGCACAUGAAACCAUGAACGUGGCACGGCUACUGGGCUUGAAGUCUGUCUUCACCGAUCACAGUUUGUUUGGGUUUGCUGAUCUGUCCGCGGUGGUGACGAACAAGUUUUUGGAAAUAUCCCUUGCCAACUGCAACCACUGUAUAUGCGUGUCUCACACAGGAAAAGAAAACACGGUGCUCCGUGCCAAGGUGCACCAGGAUAAGGUGUCCGUGAUACCGAAUGCUGUCGAUACAGCGUACUUCACUCCAAACCCCUGCCGGAGGCCCAACGACGACGUAACAAUUAAUGUAGUCGUCGUUUCUCGGCUGGUGUACCGAAAAGGGGUCGACCUGUUGGCGGGAAUUUUGCCCAAGCUGAAGCACAUGCCCAACGUACAUUUCAUAAUCGGCGGUGAUGGACCGAAACGAGCGCUUCUCGAGGAGAUACGAGAGCGCAACAACAUGCAGGAUCGAGUCGUAAUGCUCGGCGCACUGGAGCAUGCGAAGGUGCGAGAUGUGCUGGUUCAGGGUCACAUCUUUCUUAACACCUCCCUAACGGAAGCCUACUGCAUGGCGAUAGUGGAAGCGGCCGCUUGCGGCUUACAGGUGGUGUCGACGAAGGUCGGUGGCAUUCCUGAGGUGCUGCCUUCCAGCUUGAUCAUUCUCACCGAACCGACUGUUGAAUCGGUUUAUCGUGGCCUACGGGAAGCGAUCAGACGUGAGAUGGAGAAGAAACAGAUUACUACCAGCCGGCUGCUUAACGGUUCUAUUGACGGACUCGCUCCGACCCCUUCUAAAACUUCCUACACAGGCAUGUGUGCAUUCGAGCGCAAUCAAAUCGUAGCUAAUCUUUACAAUUGGAACAACGUCACCGAGCGGACUGAGAAGGUUUAUCGGUCUGUACUGCGUGAGGCUCCUGCUACACUCGAGUCAAUGAUGAAAAACUGCCUAAGAAGUGGCGUGUGGCCAUUCGUUCUAGUCAUCUCCUUGUGCCAUCUUAUAUUACAGUUCCUGGAUUGGUUCGUGCCCAGGAAGCACAUAGACCUAUGCUGCCCGGAGAAUCCCUUCCUCAACACCGACUGUGGUGAUCGCCGAUCGUCGCAUAACGUCUCGACGGCGGUGCGGCGGAAGCGUGAAAAAUUUUCCUGACGGCAAGCAGCCCUUUGCUCCGUGGAUGAAUAAUCCGCGGCAAAGGGCUGUGAGUUCCGUACAAUCGACUACCUCCUGCACAGAAGCGGGAAGGAGAAAUA
Molecule: messenger RNA, 1535 nt
Organism: Anopheles nili
Lineage: Eukaryota; Metazoa; Arthropoda; Insecta; Diptera; Culicidae
Gene: PIG-A
Product: phosphatidylinositol N-acetylglucosaminyltransferase subunit A
Exons: 6
Coding region: 1-1434 (477 amino acids)
Biological process (GO): GPI anchor biosynthetic process
Cellular component (GO): glycosylphosphatidylinositol-N-acetylglucosaminyltransferase (GPI-GnT) complex
Molecular function (GO): phosphatidylinositol N-acetylglucosaminyltransferase activity
Source: RefSeq, a predicted model, not a curated record